Solanum verrucosum is the source of this 942-nucleotide messenger RNA. Its product is annotated as ATP synthase delta chain, chloroplastic. Gene Ontology annotation, molecular function: proton-transporting ATP synthase activity, rotational mechanism. The transcript has a single exon. Bases 50 to 802 code for a protein of 250 amino acids. Lineage: Eukaryota; Viridiplantae; Streptophyta; Magnoliopsida; Solanales; Solanaceae. Gene Ontology annotation, biological process: proton motive force-driven ATP synthesis; photosynthetic electron transport in photosystem I; photosynthetic electron transport in photosystem II. The record is from RefSeq and is a predicted model, not a curated record. Gene Ontology annotation, cellular component: chloroplast thylakoid membrane.
AAAUCACUACUCUCACUUUUCUCGACCAUAGAGAUUUGAAUUUUCAUCAAUGGCGGCUCUACAACAAACUCCGAUAACUUUCCAAUCCCGUUCACCGCCGCCGACUCAACUCAUCACCGGAACCGUCGCAAAGCUCUCCUUCUCCGGCGGCCUCAAGCUCCCAAAACUCACUCUCAAACUCCGAUCCAAACGCACGUCCCGCCGCGGCCGCGGCGGUGGUGCUCUCGGAGCAAAAAUGGCAGAUUCCGCGGCCGGUAGCUACGCGAACGCUCUCGCCGACGUAGCUAAAUCCAACGAAACACUAGAACAAACCACCGCAGAUCUCGAAAAGAUCGAGAAAAUCUUCGACGACGAUGCGGUUUACGAUUUCUUCGUAAGCCCUAUCGUAAGCGAAGAGAAGAAACGUGAACUUGUAGACGAGAUCGUUUCAUCUACAGGCAUUCAACCACACGUUGCGAAUUUUCUCAACAUCCUUGUCGAUAUGAAGAGAAUUGAAUUAAUCAAAGAUAUUGUUAAAGAGUUUGAGAAAGUUUACAAUACCUUGACGGAUACUGAACUUGCUGUGGUGACUUCAGUGGUGACACUGGAAUCGCAACAUUUAGCACAGAUCGCAAAAGGAGUUCAACGAUUAACCGGAGCGAAAAAUGUGAGAAUCAAAACAGUGAUUGAUGAAUCUCUUGUUGCUGGAUUUACAAUAAGGUAUGGAAGUUCAGGAUCCAAAUUGAUUGAUAUGAGUGUGAAGAAACAACUUGAAGAUAUUGCUGCACAGCUUGAAAUUGGGGAUAUUCAAUUAGCUGUAUAAUUAAUUGUUCUGUUUUUCUUAAUUUUAAUAAUUACUACUCAAUGAUUAUUUUUGUAAUAUAUAAUUUUGCGUAAAACAUAAUACUAUUCUCAAUUUUUGGAUGAAUGUAAAUUAGUUGCUGUAUGCAAAUUCAGAUCGAU